Dermacentor albipictus is the source of this 7410-nucleotide messenger RNA. Its product is annotated as growth/differentiation factor 11-like. NCBI's taxonomy places the organism in Eukaryota, Metazoa, Arthropoda, Arachnida, Ixodida, Ixodidae. The record is from RefSeq and is a predicted model, not a curated record. Gene Ontology annotation, cellular component: extracellular region. Gene Ontology annotation, molecular function: growth factor activity; cytokine activity.
AUGCUUUCCUCCCGGUGCUGUGCCGCUGCGGCGCUCGCGCUCGCGUCCUCGGUGACCGUGUUGGUGGUGGCCUGUGCAGCCGCAUCCUCCGGCGCCCAGCCAACGACCACGCCGACAGCGGCGACCACCGCCUCGCCGGCGGGCAGCGCUGCGACGGCGAACUGCACGCGGUGCGGCGGCGCGGUGAUGCAGAGCCGCGCCGUGCGCCUGCGGGCCAUCAAGGCGCAGAUCCUGAGCAAGCUGGGCAUGAAGCGGGCGCCCAACGUGACGCGCCGCGCUCUGCCGGGCAUCCAGCCCCUGCACCAGCUGCUGGACCGCUACGACGCCGGCAUGAUGCAGGCGGACGCGCCGUUCGAGCCCGGCGAACAGUACGACGACGACGACGACUUCCACAUGGCCGCCGAGCAGAUCAUCACCUUCGGCCAGCAGGUGCCUCCCGAGAUGGGGCUGGUGCCGGAGUGGCAGGCGGUCCACUUCCGCUUCUCGGAGGCGGCGCUCAACCUGCACGUGUCCAAGGCGCAUCUCUGGGUGUUCGUCAGCUCAAACCAGUCGUCUUCCUCGGCGGCCGUCUGGGUCACGCUCUACCAAGUGGCAAGGGACGCCGCUUCCGCACCUCAACUGCACCUCGUCAAGGUGCGGACGAAAGAAGAGAAGGGUAACCUGCAGCAAGGGUUCUGGGUGCAGAUGGACGCCAGAAAGCUGGUUUCGCACUGGUUCCGACAUCGAAAGGACAACUUGGGGAUCGUGGUGCACGCCUACGACUCCGAAGGCCGCAAAGUGCACGUCACUGUGGACCCGCCGCCUGGAAGGGACGCCCUGAGGCCCUUCCUGGUGGCGAUGGUGGACAAGAACGGCCGCAGCCGGACGCGGCGCAUGGUGGGCCUCAACUGCCAGGACAACUCGAGCGAGGAGCGCUGCUGCCGCUACCCGCUCACCGUGGACUUCGAGGAGUUCGGCUGGGACUGGAUCAUCGCGCCCAAGCGGUACGAGGCCAACUACUGCAGCGGCGAGUGCCCCUACGUGUUCAUGCAGAAGUACCCGCACACGCACGUCGUGCAGCAGGUCAACCUGUCCGGCUCGCCGGGGCCCUGCUGCGCGCCGCGCAAGAUCUCCGCCAUCUCCAUGCUGUACUUCGACAACAACCACAACAUCGUGUACGGCGUCCUGCCCGGCAUGAUCGUCGAACGUUGCGGAUGCUAUUGACGCGCCGCGCACGGUGGCCACGAUCUCCGUCCCCGGUCUGCUCGAAGGGGCCCCGAACUUCCGCCGCCGUGUGCGCGGAAGGCUGUGUAGUACAAAGAGACGCUGUCUUUACCGUCGCGAUGGUUCCGUCCCGUGGACAAUGCCGGACCGUGUGGUUUCGGUCAGCUGUGUCGCCUGCACGGUGUCUCUUGCCAGUGUUCUCUGUUCCAGAGUAUGCCAGAGACCAAGUCAUUUCACCCUGAAGGCUACUCCAACUUAUGCCAGUAGCCCUUCUGUCCUGAACAUGCGUCAAGCAUGUCGCCCAGUGAUAGCAGCCGUCAGAAUGGUUCUCUUCGGUGCCGGUGCAGCCGAGUACCUUCUCGAAAAAAAAAAGGGGGGGUGGGGGGGUCUUGUGUGACCCCGAGUUUGGGGCUUCAUAACGCCAGUAAAGGGUUGGCAUACAAGGCGGGCUGCAGGCAUUGAAGCGUGCCAUCAACUAAGUGCUUCACGCGGAAGCGGGGUGAGAGAGUUGAAAGGUCUGAAAGUCAAGUUUGGAAUACGCACACUUGCGUGAUUUUUCAUCUUUUCCCAGCUGUAACCGGUGUACCCGGAGGCACCGUGCAUGAAUUCAUGCAGUCGUGCACAGGACUAUAUAUACAGGCCGAUGGAGCCGCUUCUCAUCACGGUUCCCAUAGUGCUGAGGUCGUCAUUUUGUGUGUGUGCGCGGUGAAUGAGGACAUUGUGUGUGGUAUCCGAGUGGUUUAACCUUGGCGCCUUUUCUUUAUUUUAUUUUCUGCCUUUUCACAAAGUGAUCUAUUUAAUGAAAGUACACGUCGCGAUCCGUGAUCGUCGAUGUGUGAUCAUACUUUUUUUUUUGUACAUGAAUUUGCGUUAGUGUUUUAUUCUCGUGCCUUUUACCGAGUGUGCGAACAAGAUCUGUUUUCGUUUGUGUGCACACGUGCGUGUGCUGUGUGGGUUUUCGAAAGCUGCUCCAAAGAUGUUUUUCGUACAGCGUGUAUGCGUCAUUGUUUUCAUAUUUGUGAGCAUUGUUUAAGAAAUGAUUUCACCCCCAUAUGACAUCGAUACCCUUAAAAAAAAUGAGCUGGCCACAGCUUGCUAGAAGUAUAGCUGAGGACAAAAAAUGCGGCAAAAGCUGCGUUGCUUUCCCGACGGCUGAAUACGCAACAAUCACGUGUUGCGUGUUAUAUCCGCGCGUUCUAGCGAGCGUUUUGUGCUUUCUUUCCUGUGCUAGUGUCGCAUGCGCUUACACUAUAUCUAGGAAGAACUGAAAACUAUUGCUGUGAGAGUCUCACUAUGAAAUAUGUGACGACUCGUUGACGAAGUGCCUGUCCCCGCUCAGUGUUGUUUAUUUCUCUUCGUGCACGCGUCUCUGCAGGAAAAAAAAAAAACCUUUUCUACACAUGCUCGUGAUUGGCACCGCAUGCUCGGUUUUGGAUCACAUACGAUGAUGCCUCUGCGAUUGAGACCAAUUCAUUUUUUCUAACCGAGCUGAGCACUGUGUGUAUAUAGCUUUUGUGAACCGUCUGUGACAGACAAACGACGUUCACAUUUUAGACCUUAUGCGUCCUCGAGCCCUGUGCUUGGCUAGUUUGUAAAGCUUCAGCUUACGCCUGCGUCAUGUAUUGUAAAUAUGUAGCCGGUGAUUGACGCCAUAGCCAGAAAAUCGAUGUGAAAACAGAAUUUCAUUCUCGAAGUGUUGCUUAUAUACUAUAUUGUUUGUAUUCAACUGUCGCUCACACAGCAGUUACAACUCGCUGUGGAGCCAAAUCGGGCCUCGUUCCUUAUCUGAUUGUACACAUAGCAAACCAUUGUCACUCUUCACUUGUACUGCAACGGCGCUGCCUUAUUUUCUCAGAAAACAGGGGUGUCGCAACUUUUAACGCGACAACGUUAUGGAGCUUGUGUCGCAGAAAAGCCGGUGUCGUCGGCGUCGGCGGCGUUGGCCGUGAGCGAUAAAUCCCAGCAGGCACUUUUUCCCUUUCGUUUACUCCCGUCUUUUCUAUGCGCGCGAGCGCGCGCGCGUGUGUGUGUUCGUGUGACACAUCGACUUAUCUUUAACAGUUAUGACUGUUAUUCGCAUACUUUACGGUUGCCGUGGACAAUGAGAAUGUUGCUUAUACAAAGAAAUUGCCUUCUCUUCCUCAUUGUCAACGCUUCACGCUUCAAAAAGCGCACACGCUUGAACGUCGAAAAAAAUUUCCAGUGUGACUGCAGGCUACGCUAAGGAAGCACCCGUCUUGACUUAUUCUAUAUAGUGUGAACUCCGCUGCUUGACAAGUCAACAGAUUAAUAAUAACGAAGGCAUUGAUUCAGUAAUAGGGACGCUAGUCGAUCAAUUGCCCACACGUUUGUAGAACAUACAACGGAAUUCGAAUUCCAUAACAUAUGCUAACAGAAGUUUGGAAACAGUAUCGCAAAAGACCUGUUGUGUGAGGCUAAAAAUUUCGUUAAUUGCUCGUUUCUUUCAGGAUCAGUUUAUUUGCAUCUAUAGUAAAGUUUGAAUUACAAAAAAGAAAGGAAAAGAAAAGCAUACAUGCAAAGAAGGUCUCGCAGGUAGAAACUUACUGAGACGUCCCCCCCCCCCUCCCCCCACCCCGUGUAUGUUGACAAGAAUCAUUUAAAUUAAAAGAAGUGAUAACGUGUGAAACUUCUUACACGACACUCGAUGGAGUGACAAUCCUUACCCUGCAUUAUUACCUUCGCCGGCCAAAAUCGCAGACCGAUCCCACGACAGCUACGCUGCCAUUUAUAUACCGCGCAUGGUUUUGUUAAAAUGACCUGUUGUAAAGGAACAGGUUUAGCUACGUAAGUAUGUCUAUAUGUAAACAAAUAGCGUUAAGCAGACUGAUAGAAUUACAAACAUUGCGCUUUUGCAGAUUUGCACAGUGCGAUAACGCUAUGCAAAUCGUUUGUGAAAUGUCGUCGCUUCAAAAAUGAAGUUGCAGGCAUUGUAUGCUAAUUGCGCGCCAUCUUUGCAAUGUUUGAUCUCUGCCGCUAUGUAGUAGAUCGUGAGCGAGAGUGCUCGGUGAGCCUAAUCGUUGCAUUUUGUAUAUGUGCCCAUAAAUACUGUAAUACCGGCGUCACGUUGCGGUAUGCACACUGUUUGUAACGAAUUCGAGUCUUUCGGAUCGUCUUGCGUUUAGAUGGCAUAAUGUCAAGGGGAAUGAUAACACUUUCGCUUUUAACGAAGCACAGCUUUCGUGGGAACUUUUCAUUGUGCCAUACACCAUUUGUUCCUGUAACGAAGGCCUGCCGCAUUUGUCGUUAUACGAUUGUUGCGUCCUCGUGUGUUCUCUUUUUUUUAUUGUUGUUGUUAUUAUUGUGCUCGCGUAUUACAGAAAGUGUUCGGAGUGGACUAUACUGUACUGUUGCGAUGUGUGCAUUUCGCGUGCGCGCCGGCGUUCUUUGUUUGCAUGUGGUUUAAACCGUGAGCUUUGAGAUCCUCACCCGGAGGUGGAUGGUGAAGAUUUGAACCAGGGUCGUGUGGUCCCCAACAGAACCGGUCGCUGAAGUGAUGCGCGGUCGUUGGGAUAUGUGCGCGCGAUGUGGAUCGCGUAUAUCUCUUUUGUCUGUGGCAUCCGCGGAACUUAUUUGCUUUCAAGGGCCUCCUUUCGUUCUUUCUUUUUUUUUUUCUCUCCGACGGCGUCCAAACAUUGCUCUAAGGUGUUCCCCAUCUAACAAAGGCAAAAUGUCUGUCAAAAAACGAACGAGGAAAUAUUUCUUUUGUUUUGUUUUAUAGCUUGAACGAAAAUCGGUGUGUAAAAUAAUGUUCGCUGCGUUGUUGCCAAGUCAUUUCUUGUGCAAGUAGGAGCCUUUCUUUCUUUCUUUCUUUCUUUCUUUCUUUCUUUCUUUCUUUCUUUCUUUCUUUCUAUGGGGGGGGGGGGGGAUGCCUCAGACAAGCUGGCCGAAGUUUCGGUAGGCGUAUACCUAUCGAAAUGUCGGCCAGCCUGUCCGAGGCAUCUUAACUCCAUUCAUCCGACAUUUAUCUCGCAGUGUGACUUGUCGAUGUCAAUGGCGAAGUAUAAACGCCAUGGAUCUAUGCAAUCCAUGUGUGCUCAACUGCAGAUAAAGAUCCAUACUUUAACCCUACAAGGCCUAACGUAUCAUUUUUGCUACGCUGUGUUUUAUACCACGAAAUCAUGCUAUAAGCGCGGGAAAUUUUAACGCAAAGCCCAUAGUAUAGCGUCUUGAUACGAUGCAGCGAGUUUUCAGUUGCGAAUAGCUCAGCAAACCAAUGACUAAAUUAUUAAUUAUUAUACUAUUCAUUUAUUACACAAACAACGUUUCAUUGUUUCCUUCUUUUGUACGAAUGUACUCUUUAAGCACAAAAAUAGAGGUACACAGGCUGUUCUAAUUUAUCUAGAUGCCGAAUGGAGUUUUUGGGCUCUGUGGGGUUAAUGCAAGCCUCUAUAGCUUCACUCGCGUCCAACUUUCUACCUCCCACCCCCCAUCUCCCUUUCUCUCCCCCCCUUUCUUUUUACGUGCACAACUGAAAGACAAACGACAAAAUUAAAUGUUUAUUGCCGCGCUUGGGCUUCAGCGUUUAGAGCUCUGACGGCAGCUGUGGCUUCGAGUGACGCAUCUGACAUCUUCAGGGCCGCAUUCCUUUGCAGGAAAAAUGCUGUGGCUCAGGCGUCGACGUGUUUUAUCGGCGUACAGCGCAAGAUACUACACGGACGGGAAAACGAGCUUAAUUUUAAGCUGGCCUCUUCUGUCGUCCUUUAAUAUACCUGAAAUUCCUCUGCGUUCUCGUCGCCUUUUUUUUCUCUCUCUCUCUCUCUCUCUCUCUCUAUGUUUCUUUCUCGAGAGAAAAAGGAAACGCGCAAUUCCAUCGCGUAACUGAAGGGCACGCUAGAUAAAGGCGAUUCGGUAACUCUUACUCACGUAGACUGCUGAGCUGGAGCUACAGCUGAUAUAGCGCUGCUGACUUGUGCUUUCGUAUACAAAAUGUACAGUGACGUGCUAUACAGCUCCGACUACUCUGGUAGCUCUGUAAAAGAGUGUGUGUCAGGGUAUAACGACCCAUGCGCGUUUUGUGCGCGCAGUUGGUAACAUAUUUGCGCAGUCGGUGCGUAACUUUGCCAUCGUGUCAAAUGCGAUGUUUCAAGCACCUUUUCUUUUUCUCUCCCUCUUUCCUAUGCAGUAUUGAACGUUGAGCCACAUCUAAGUGAGCACGCCUGGUCAUCAGAGGAGGUUAGUGCAACCGCAUUAACAGAAAAGCGAUUGUAUACACCAAGCUAUCGUGAAGUAUCCUCGGCUCGGUUAGCCAGUCGAUCACACAGCGAAUGAACAAGGUAACGACGGUUUACGUAUAGAAAGGAUAAGCCACAACACUCCGCUUCCAACCUUGACAAUUUCGCUAUUCUCGCCCUUGAGAGCAUUGAAACUGCCACAUGACGUUCGCCCUAAACGCACGCGGUUAAUACUGGCUGUGAUAUCAGCAUUUGAGUUGCGCGCUUUGAUCUGUCCCGACCCCUCUCAAGACUUCAAGGCCUGCCUUAUACCUUAUUAUGAAAAAUGUCCGCAUGCCGAAUAACCUCCACGUCCAAUAAUGUCGUACGAUCAUUCGGAACUAUUUGUGAAAACCAACAUGGCCCCCUGAUAACCUCCGUAGCCAAUAACCCCAUAUCGUAAAACCCAUAUAUGAUCAUGUACGGGGAUAAUUGAAUACGGAGGCUAUGGGGCAUAUUGCAUAUGUCAUAUAUUCAUGCGGCAUUUGUUAGACAAAGAGAUUAUCUGGCACAUAUUUUUGUAAUAAGGUACUUUGUUUGUAUACUUUUGUUUGUAUACUUUUGUUUGUUUGUUUGUAUAUUUGUAUACAAGCAUCUUGUUUCUUGUGUUUCGCCUCGUCGAUCAAUCCCCCAGCUUUGCAAAACAUAUUGCGUGACACUACACGCGCAAUUUGUUGGCCCUGGGUGCAGUGCAUGUGAAAAGCGUUUUUUAAUGCGACGGCUUUUUUCUUCUCUGUCCUACUUCCGCUCUCUCCUCUUAUAUCGCGUGUUCGCUGUAUUGUGAUCAACAAAUGUACAUUUGGCGAUCACUCAUCCAGGCUUGAUGAGCAUAGUAAUGACAUAUUUGUAGAUACAAAUGCGUGAGCAUGCACUGUCGAAACUUGAAGCCAGAAGAACAUCCUCUCACGCACAAGAAGCAUAAAUUCAUUCGUUGACAAAUGUUCUGUGAUAUUCACAAUAAAGAUAUGGAACGUCA